Messenger RNA from Tetrahymena thermophila SB210, 1449 nucleotides. RefSeq lists its product as hypothetical. The transcript has 10 exons. NCBI's taxonomy places the organism in Eukaryota, Ciliophora, Oligohymenophorea, Hymenostomatida, Tetrahymenidae. The record is from RefSeq and is a predicted model, not a curated record.
UUUUUUUUUCGCGUAAAAAUUAGUAAAUCUUUGAGAUAUUAAAACAAGUUAAAAGGAUAAGUAAUUAAUUUAAGACAUAAAUAGCUUGAAAUGAUGUAAAUGAAUGAUUGCGAAAGCAAUUCAUAAAAGGAUAUUUAUUCAUUUUUUAGAGAAGAUGAAUUAGAAAAUUUGAAAGUUUUAAAGAGGGUGACUCCCAUUUUUAGAGUAGAAAAUAUCGAGUUUAUACCAAAUUUGUUUGAGUUCCUCAAUAAUCUUCCUAAUCUUAAGGCAAUUGUAUUCAUAAUAUUAAAAAAUGUAUUUGAUGAUCAAUCAGUUUAGAGUUUAUUUGUAGGUAUAUCCCAAUUAAAUGGAGAUAGAUUAGAUAAUCUAGAAAUUUUAGCAGAAGGCGAAACUCUCAAUUCUAAUCUUCUUUAAUUUACUACCUAAAUGAAUAAAUUUCCUAAUUUAACAUCAUUCAAAAUGAACUUAUUUAACAAUUAGCUAGGAGUUUCAAGCAAUGCUUUAGUAAAUAACUUAUAAAACUUUGCUCAUCUAAAAAAGCUUUUCUUAAAUUUCGGGUUUACAGGACUUAGCUCAGUUGAAAUAAAAUCAUUAGGUAAAGUUUUAAGAAAGCUUUGUUUUUUAGAAAAGCUAACAGUAGUGACAAUAGAUUCAAACUGUUAGGAUAUUGGUUCAUGGUUUUAAUUUUGCUAAGGAAUUGAGUCUUUACAUAAUUUAAGAUCUUUGUUCUUGCUUAUGGACCGUUCAAAUAUUUCGCAUGAAGUAGGUGCUAUGAUAGCUAACUCAUAUAAAGAAUUAGUUUAGCUGAGAAAGCUUAAAUUAUGGUUUAGAUUAAAUGAGAUUAAGACUGACACUGCUCUUCUCUUUGUGAAUGCAUUUUAAAAAUUAGUUAAUUUACAACAAUUAGAUUUAUAACUAGAUCAUAAUUUGAUUUUAGAUAGAUUAGCUUUUAAAAUAGCAAGAUUAAUGAUAGUAUCUUCAUACUAAACAUCAACUAGCUUAUUUAUGGAAGGAGAAGCAGAAGAUAUAGGUGGUACUACUGAAGCCACUUUAGACAAGAUAGAUGAAAUUUUAGAUAAUUUUGGUUAUGAUAUGAGAAAAAAUAUACUUUAAUUAAUCGCUUAUAAAAAAAGAAUUUCUGAUUAAAUACAAAAUUCACCAUGUUUAUAAUAACUCAGUAUACUUUUUUGAAUGAAUAAUUAAUACCUUAAAUAUAUUUAUUUAUAUCUAUGAAUUUUAAGAUUGCUAAUUUUUAUAUUUCUAAGAAAAACAAACGUCUAGAAUUCAGAAAAUACUAAUUAAAAAAUAUUGCCUGCAUAUUUAAAUAUUCAAAUAAUUUUCAUCUUAUAAUUAUGUGAUUUUAAUUUAUCCUGAUUUAAAAUGGUGUUUGUUUGUUUGUUUUUUUAUGUAGCAUUUUUAUUUUAUUUUAUGAAUGUAAGAAUUGAAUAC